AAAUUGUUUUAGAAUUUUAACUGAAUGUUUUAUUUAUUGUAAUGACUGUUUAAUAACAUUUUAACAAAGUUUUAUUACCUGUGUGUUACAGAACAAAUGCUCAAUGACUUUUUUCUAUACUGUGUCGGGUCUAACCCGAGCAGUAAAGUAAAAGACAACGGAAACACGUGCCGCAGCCACGUACGGCGUUUCCUGCUUUUUUCAGGAGAGGGGCAGCUGUUGAGAGGGGACUUUGCCUUCCUUAAGGAAGCCAAAGUAGUAUCUGACUGGGUGCAGGUCCUAAAGGAGGAUGGCAUGAAGCCAACUACUAUCAGGGUGAACCUAAUAAAUAUUAGGAAAUUCGUGCUCUUCCUGAAAGACCAGCCGGUCGGGGUCACAAAGGUCAGUGAUAAGGCCUUUGAUCGCCUCCUGAGCCAGCUCAAACAGCGGCUGAGGGACCUCCACAGAGAUGUGACGAUUCACCGGCAGAAGAUCCGGAAAGCCGGCCGAAGAAAUAUAGUGCCAAUUGACUCUUCAAAAGCCUUUAGAAAGAAGGCGCGGAGGAUCCUUCCCAUGAAACUGAAAAGGGACUCUGAAGUGUUCGGUCUGUUGGCGGGGUACUUCAUCAGCCUCUCUGGACAUCGGACAGGGGUGAUGGAAAACAUGCUCAUGUCCGAGGUCCGAGAGGCCGAACUUGAGGACAACCGCAGCAUCAUUGAGGUUCAAAGCCACAAAUCUGCGGGCACCUAUGGGCAUGCUCAGGUGUCAGUGAACGAAAAGGAAUACAGCUGGUUCAUGUCCCUGCUUGACAUGCGAGACAACUUUGAGGGGUCCGACAGCCCCUACUUCUUCUUUUCUGCUUCUGGAGGAAAAUGCAGAAAGCUUGUGUAUUACUUCCAGAAGGAGUGGAAGAAGAUGGGGCUGAAGGGCUCCUUUACGUUCCGUAACCUCCGAACUUCAGUGGUGCACUACACUAAGGACCUAAGCCCUUCUAAGAAGGCAGCUGUGCACAGGCAGAUGUGCCACAGCGAAGCUGUGGCAGCAAAGUUCUACCUGCCACUCAACACUGCCGACGAAGCUGCACAGGUUAGGAAGUUGCAGGAGGGCUCGUCGGAGACCUCAUCAGAGACCUCCAAGAAGACCGUGCAGGAGACCUCACAGGAUUCCUCACAGGAGAUCUCACUGGAGUCCUCACAGGAGACCUCACGGGAGUCCUCACGGGAGUCCUCACAGGAGACCUCACGGGAGUCCUCACAGGAGACCUCACGGGAGUCCUCACAGGAGACCUCAGAGGAGACCUCUCCGCCGAAGACCUCGCCGCCAACUUCGCCGCCGAAGACCACGCCGGCGGAAAGUUCAGCUGUCUGCAUGCCGGAGCAGUCAUCGGCGCCAUCCGGUAGUGGUCAAAAGAGAAAGAGGUCUUCGGAGGAAGAGGGCAAACUCCAGGGGAAAAAGCGCGCUAAGAGGGACAUAUCUAAGUUUUUUGCAGAAGAGCCCGAGGACGUUGAAGUGUCGUUGGAUGAAUCUGGCUCUUCAGAUCUUGAGAAAUUUUUUGUCAUGCAUCGUUGA
Messenger RNA from Astyanax mexicanus (Mexican tetra), 1548 nucleotides. RefSeq lists its product as uncharacterized. The record is from RefSeq and is a predicted model, not a curated record. Lineage: Eukaryota; Metazoa; Chordata; Actinopteri; Characiformes; Acestrorhamphidae. Bases 97 to 1548 code for a protein of 483 amino acids. The transcript has 6 exons.